AUGUCUCGCUCUGCUAUUGUUUCCGCCGUCGCGGCGCGUGGAGGAGCACGGCACGCCAGCCCUCCGCUGGUCAGACGGCACGCCAGCCCUCCGCUGGUCAGACGGCACGCCAGCCCUCCGCUGGUCACACGGCACGCCAGCUCUCCGCCGGUCACACGGCACGCCAGCCCUCCGCUGGUCAGACGGCACGCCAGCCCUCCGCUGGUCACACGGCACGCCAGCUCUCCGCCGGUCAGACGGCACGCCAGCCCUCCGCCGGUCAGACGGCACGCCAGCCCUCCGCCGGUCAGACGGCACGCCAGCCCUCCGCUGGUCAGACGGCACGCCAGCCCUCUGCUGGUCAGACGGCACGCCACCCCGCCGCUGGUCAGACGGCACGCCAGCCCUCAGCAGCUGCGUGAGGCCUUUCUGCCGAACGGCAUGGAGUCGCCCGGGCCCAACUGCGAGCGGGUCUGCAGCGAGCGCGUGCAGGAGCGGAUCUGCAGUGAGCGCGUGCAGGAGCGGGUUUGCAGUGAGCGCGUGCAGAAGCGGGUUUGCAGUGAGCGCGUGCAGGAGCGGGUUUGCAGUGAGCGCGUGCAGGAGCGGAUCUGCAGUGAGCGCGUGCAGGAGCGGGUUUGCAGUGAGCGCGUGCAGGAGCGGGUUUGCAGUGAGCGCGUGCAGGAGCGGGUUUGCAGUGAGCGCGUGCAGGAGCGGAUCUGCAGUGAGCGCGUGCAGGAGCGGAUCUGCAGUGAGCGCGUGCAGGAGCGGAUCUGCAGUGAGCGCGUGCAGGAGCGGAUCUGCAGUGAGCGCGUGCAGGAGCGGAUCUGCAGUGAGCGCGUGCAGGAGCAGGUUUGCAGUGAGCGCGUGCAGGAGCGGAUCUGCAGUGAGCGUGUGCAGGAGCGGAUCUGCAGCGUCAGAAAGCCGCGGUCUGUCGCCACGGAGCCCGGACGCUUCGCCUCAUUAGGGCGCCGGACGCUGGCGGAGGCGUCCGCCGCAAAGAAGAAGAAAAAAAAAAGAGUGACGACCGUCUCCUCUAAAAUGUCAGGAGGGUGA
Anguilla anguilla (European eel) is the source of this 1032-nucleotide messenger RNA. RefSeq lists its product as uncharacterized. NCBI's taxonomy places the organism in Eukaryota, Metazoa, Chordata, Actinopteri, Anguilliformes, Anguillidae. The transcript has 3 exons. The record is from RefSeq and is a predicted model, not a curated record. Bases 1 to 1032 code for a protein of 343 amino acids.